Molecule: messenger RNA, 2325 nt
Organism: Penicillium argentinense
Lineage: Eukaryota; Fungi; Ascomycota; Eurotiomycetes; Eurotiales; Aspergillaceae
Product: glycoside hydrolase family 3 protein
Exons: 5
Coding region: 1-2325 (774 amino acids)
Biological process (GO): peptidoglycan turnover; carbohydrate metabolic process
Molecular function (GO): hydrolase activity, hydrolyzing O-glycosyl compounds
Source: RefSeq, a predicted model, not a curated record
AUGGGCUUUGAGGGUACUGCCGUCACACCUCAUAUUAAAUCUCUGAUUGAAGACUACCGUCUAGGCGCUGUCCUUCUGAACACCGAGAACUUGGUUUCUGCCGAACAAGCAACCACUUUAAUUCGAGAUUUGCAGAUCAUUGCUCACGAAGCGCGUCAUCCCUAUCCUCUCCUUAUUGCCGUGGAUCAAGAAAAUGGGCUUAUCAAAUCUGCCUCGGAUCCAGAUUGGAUCACACAGUUCCCGUCAUCUCUAGGUGUUGCUGCCACAGGAUCAACGAGUAGCGCCUAUACGGUAGCCUUGAUGACUGCCCGAGAGAUGUCUUUCCUGGGAAUCAAUUGGAUCUUGGGGCCUGCGCUGGACGUGAUACUCGACAGGAACGUCCCAGGCUUCGGAUCUCGAUCUUUCGGAGGUGAUCCCGAAGAGGUCGCAAAAAUGGGCACCGCAUUCAUCAGAGGUCUCAAAGACGGCGGCGUCGCAUCUCUUGCCAAACACUUCCCUCUCGGCGGUAGCCUGAAGUUUGACGAGUCCUCAACCACAGUUCCCGUGGUCUCUGAAACGCUAGAGCAACUUCGUCACAAAGUUCUCGUACCCUUUCGAGAGGCUAUCAAAAAUAAUGUCCCUGCUAUCAUGGCUUGCGGCGUCGCCAUAUCAUCUCUGGGUCCUAGACUACUUCAUGCAUGCUUUUCGAGGAAGAUAGUUACGGAACUUCUGAGAGAACAGCUGGGGUUUGAAGGCGUGAUCGUCUCGGAGUGUCUCGAAAUGACAUCCAUCGCACCUAACAUAGGCGUUGGUCAGGCCACCAUCAUGGGAAUCCGUGCCGGUUGCGAUCUCCUCACCAUCUGCCGGUCGCUCUCUCUGCAAGUGGAGGCAUUCGCGUCCUUGUCUCUCGCUCUGGAAAAUGGCGGUCUGUCAUGGGACUCGAUUCGAAAGGGCGCCGAACGUGUUAUGAGGUUACGUGCGGCGCACACUUCCUGGUCUCGAGCCUUAAAUCCCGGAGGAUUAGAGCAGAUGGUACCUCAUCGCCUAAGCCACCUCACAUUCGCGACACGUGUGUACGAAGAUUCAAUUACUCUCAUACGAGAUGACGCAGGCAAUAUCCCUCUCACGAAGGUCCUGUCCGAUUCGAGCACGGUCCUAGUUCUCUCGCCGCUUCUAAUGCAUAGAGCGUCUGAAGGAGCAAGCACCACGACAAGUUGUCACCCUCUGCCGAUAGCUCGAGAAACUUCGAAUGCAGUUGUUUUACAAAAAGGAGAAGACUACUUUCAAAAUUUUGGUCUUGCACUGGCUUGUUAUGGGCUCGGCCAAGUACUGCACACUUCCUACACGUCUCAUGGCGUUCGUGAAGAACACGAGAGGCUCAUCGACGACGCCGAUGCGAUCAUCAUAUUCGUUGCCGAUGCCUUGCGCAACCAAUACCAGGUUGCCUUUGCAAAGCACGUCGCCGCAAUUUGCAAACUCGGAGCCUUAGACAACAAUCGGCCCAAGCGGCUUAUACUAGCCUCGGUCAGCUCGCCCUUCGACUUUCCCGCGGAAAAGACCUGGUUUGGGACACUUCUCUGUACCUACGACAGUAGUAUGAUUGCGCUACACUGCCUAGCCCGUGUGCUAGGGGGCGAUAUUGCCCCAACGGGCCGUCUCCCAAGACUUGGCUCGGCCAGAGAAGUGAAUACUGCGGACGGAAACCAUCACCAGACAUGGCUGGUAGAGCAACUCAAUUUAGCGAAGGACCAGCCAUGGCUUCUAAGAUUCUUCAAGGAAGCGGCGGAAGACAAUCCGGACUCGCUUCAUUUCGCAAUGGAGAUCUUCAUUCAACAUACGAACGCUUUGUUCAAAGAGCUUGGACAGGUCGACCAGGUGCUGAAAAUCUCCUCAUCGAGCGAACGCAAAGCAUACGUUGUCAUCGAGAGAUUUUGGAGCUGCAACGAAGAGAGCUUGAUGUCGGAUGAAAACCUCCAGAUAUUGGAUCAACCGGGGUUAAUCGUGACUCUGGCAGAGUCGGGUCGCGCCGUGGCAUUCCUCCCCCUCGUUGCUCGAGAGUGCCCUCUCGCACGUUAUAUUCCGAGCCUUCGAGCAUUGCCUGCAUCAACCCUUGCUCUUUUAUGUCCUGUUAUCUCGCAGUCAGCAUCACCAGAGGCACUUUCUCGGAGAGACAUUCUACAGCAGUUGCUCGUUGUCGCUGUCGGCGAUGCAAAGCGGCAAGGAGUGGAGACGCUCGUCGCUCAUGCGAUACCCACGUCGGAUUUGUUUGCAGAAGUCCUCAUGGAUACCGGUUUCGAGCGGGAGGCAACCUUUGCUGUCCUCAACAAGACUCUGAGCGACACGUAG